Dreissena polymorpha is the source of this 10193-nucleotide messenger RNA. RefSeq names its product para-nitrobenzyl esterase-like. The transcript is spliced from 13 exons. The coding region runs from base 199 to 1821 and encodes 540 amino acids. Lineage: Eukaryota; Metazoa; Mollusca; Bivalvia; Myida; Dreissenidae. The record is from RefSeq and is a predicted model, not a curated record.
GCAUAAGAGUGCAUUGGAACGUGGCCUCUUAUCUAUUCGUUGCUUUGAGAAGUUUCAGAACAUUGUGAUGACUGUCAUUUAUCUGUGUAUUCAUGCUAUUGGGGUCAUUUAACUUAUGGAGUGUUCGAUCUUAUUGCGGGUGUUAAAAGUCCCGUGUGUUCUGUGUGUUAAUAAUCGUUAAACAUAAUCAGUAAAAUAAUGGUGCUAUUUUGGUUCACUUUCUCGUCUAUGCUCUUUGGCUUCGCUGUCUACGACGUCAUAAGUGACGUCACCGUACGGACUGAAUGCGGAAGCGUGUCAGGUUUCCAGAAAGAUGAAGCCUACAGCUUCCGAGGAAUCCCAUACGCUUCUCCACCGACUGGAAGUAGACGAUGGCAGCCACCGGAACCUCUCAGUCCCAAAACAGGAAACUGUUGGCGAGGGAUAUUUCCGGCCAAAAGUUACGGCAACACGUGUUUUCAGAUCAACCCAGAUGAUCACACGACAUUGAUAGGCAGCGAGGAUUGCUUGUACCUCAACGUUCUAACGCCGUCACUCGACACAAACGCGUCCAAACCUGUGAUGGUGUGGAUACACGGCGGAAGUCUGCAGAUAUCAAGCGGCAGUUGGCCGCUAUACAGUCCAACGGAGAAGCUGGCGAUCGACACCGACACGGUGUACGUGGGUUUCAACUAUCGCCUGCACGCCUUUGGUUUCAUGGCGCUGCAAGUGCUCGCGGAUCACUCGUCGCUCAACACUUCUGGUAACUACGGCUUCAUGGACAUGAUCGAGGUGCUUAGAUGGGUGCAGGCCAACAUUCGCAACUUUGGGGGCGACCCGAAUCAGGUGACAGUGUUUGGUCAGAGUUCAGGAGGGACUGCUAUAGUAGCCUUACUAUCGUCUCCAAUGUGCAAGGGACUGUUUCACAAGGCGUGGCUUCUCUCGGCCUCUGCCGUGUACAACAAAACCGCAAAUGAUGCUUACAUAGAUAACCUCGCAUUUGUUCGGAACGCCGGGUGUGGCAUAAGUGACAUCACGUGUCUCUACAAUCUGACGUCAGCGGAUGUGACGCGCGCGGUGCCGUGGAACAUGUACCCAUUCUGGGCUAUGGUGGACCAAGCCGACUUGCCAACUAAAGGAUAUUUUGAUGGAGCUAUCGCUGUGGUAGAUGGCUUGGUAAUUCCGGAUGCCCCGUUUGAGGUUUGGAGAAAAGGCAAUAUGGUUGACGUCCCUUUGUUGAUUGGGUCGUGUGCAAACGAGGUGGAUUACAACCCUAGCGACAUGUCAAUCAGCACGUGGACCUGGGACCUGUACGUCAGCCACAUUAACGCUACCAUCGGAACGUUCGGGCCGCUGACUUUAGCGACGGCACUUAAAAUGUAUCCAGUGAAUCAAUCCACGCCGGAAUUUCAAUUGACCAGCAUGGCGAGUGACAUCCGGGCAAACUGUCCGAAUGACGUCAUGUCCUUUUACGCCGCGGCGACGUUUACGUCACCGGUCUAUCGGUACGUUGUAACGUCAUCGCCGUCAGUUCCGGUACACCCGGUUGGAAUUCCGUUUCCGGCACGAUACUCGUUCCAUAUGUGGGACGUUUUCGCCUACUUUGGAUUCAUUCCUGAUUAUAUCACUAAUCCGACCAUGGAUGACCUUGCCUGGCAACGGAAUGUCCAGCAGGAAGUGAUGUCAUUUGUGAAGAAAGGUCGACCAUUUAGCGCCUGGCGGCCGUACCCGGAAGCGACAGCGUUGCUGUCCCACGUGACUACAACAUCUUCAGGCUACAAUCCUGCGCAGUGCGAAUUCUGGCUCCAAAAUGGAUUUUUCAGCUAUGGUUGGAUCAAUUAGAUUUAGUUGUAGCUUGACGUAUUUUAAUAAAUGGAUAAAAACUAAAUUAUAACAGCGGACUAAAAAAGUUCAAACGGUAUUUCGUUUAAUAAAUACCGGUACGUUUACUUUUUAGAUAACACAUUAACACUAUGUUUUCACUCACAUUUGUUACAAGCAAUACAGUUUAAAACACUGCAAAGCCGAGAGAUAAAAUAACAAGAGCAAUUAAAUAAUAUCAACUUAUAAUACCUUUUAGCUGUCACCAACGUAACUUAUACACCCGCGCCGCUUAGUUAGCUUUAUUCAAGGGAAAUAACUAAGAAUGUGUAAACAGUUUGGCAUGAGACCACUAUCUUGCACUUCUACACUUCAUGGUGUUGACAUAUUGUAUGUUUCCUUUUAAUCGCUUGAGAAAUAUGGGAGUAGUUCGUUCCACACAGUUAUAACAUUUUAUUUGGUAAGACUAAUGGACCAACUGACAGAGUGAUAUAUAAAAUCAUAAAAAUAAUACCAUUUUAGUCAUCACUGUCGACGUCAUUGUGUUAUUAUAAAUACAUGUAUAUUUAACGUGCUUUGUUGUAAAUUGUAAAAGGAAUAUUUCGCUAGUCAACAAUUGCAUGACAAUUAAUCUUUCUUGUCUUGCUUUAUCUUGUAACACAAGUCACUAGACUGAUACUUACUAAUGGAAAAAUUAAACAUCGUAAUAUUUCGUACUUAUUAAUGUGUACCGGUAUUUUUUAUUUUUACCUAAUCGAUGAAUUAAUAGGCAUGGACAAACCGUUACAUUCACAAUUAAUGGCACUGAAUAGAUGACAGCUCACACAUUGAUCAGAGCAAAGUAAAGGAGAAUUAUAAUGGUUUUAUGCCAUGCCGCGCCUCACGCUAAGCCAAUUAUUAAUACUUCAUACACAUAUAUGUAACAUCAUAUUUACAUACAUAAUUGCAAAUCAAUGAUUAAAGUACUCAAAUGAUAACAUGAAAUGGUGUUAACGUGCAACACACAUAAUAUGGUCUCAAACUGAAUUCUUAUUUAUGCCUAGUUGAAAAUCAUUUGAUUUGUUUUAUCGAUACCAUGUGUCAGGUAUUUAAAUUAUAUAAAAUGAUGUUUCAAACAUGAAAUUUAGUUUUUUGCAGAAUAUAUCUUUAACAGUAGAAAAAAAAACAACUUAUUUUACCUAUUAAAACACUUUUACAACCGAAAGAUUAAUCAUUUAUGUAGACAUGUUCAAGGCUUUUGGAAUGUUCAUGGUUGGAGCAGUUCGAGCUCUAGUGACAAUUUUAUAUUACGUGAACAAUGUAUUAAGCAUUUGAACCUUGAUUUAAUUGGGAUUGCUGAGUCCCAUUUAAAGAACUUUAAUAGUAUUGAUGUUUCUGAUUAUACAUGGUUUGGUAAUAAUCGUAAAAAUAUUCAUGUGAAUGCAAGAACUGGUUCUGGUGGAGUUGGGUUUUUGGUCCGUAACAGUGUUCUAGAUGUGUUUGAUGUAUCUAUUUUAAAUGACUCCACAGAUGGUAUAUUAUGGCUGAAAUUUGUACACAAAAAUGAUAACUUUUGCUUUUUACCAUGUGUUUGUUAUCUUCCUCCAGAAAACUCUGCUAGGCAUGUAGAUGCAACUGCCUUUUUUGACACAAUACUUGUAAACUUAUAUGAAUAUCAAAACCUAGGUCUGCCUUUUAUUUGUGGAGACUUUAAUAGUCGUUGUGGCGAUUUGGAGGACUUCAUAGCAGGUGUUGAUAAUAUUAUUGAGAGAGAUGUGAUAGACUUUAAAACAAACAAAUAUGGAGAUCUUUUUAUUGAUUUUUUAAUUAACUGCAAUUUUUGCAUGUUAAAUGGACGUAAUACAGUCCAUAAUGAUUACACGUCAAUUUCUGUAAAGGGUCAAUCAGUUGUAGAUUAUUGCAUAGUACCUUAUGAAAACUUGUCAUUAUAUAGUCAGUUCUAUGUGCAUACAGUUGUUGAUGUUAUGAACAGUAUUGAAUUGCAGGAUAGUAUUGCUCCAACAUGUGUCCCUGACCACUCUAUUCUCACAUGGGUUAUGGAAAUUGAAUCCACUGACUUGGAAUUUGCUACAGAUAAGACUGGGUCAGUACAAAGUACAGAUAAAUUUGAUUGCUCCAGAAUUCCUAAUGAUUUUCUGCUAAACCAAGUUUUGGUAGGUCAGAUUAACGACUGUAUUUCUAACCUUGAACAGGGUUACAGAACACAAUCAGACAUAGAUCAGGCAUUUGGAGAUUGGUGUGGUAUUGUACGGGAUGAAAUGUAUGAUAAACUUCCGUUCAAAACGAUUAUUCAUGAUUCCUGUAGAAGAAAGCGCAGGUCUGGUAAGCCAUGGUGGAGUAAUGAAUUAAAUAGUCUAUGGUCAGAUAUGUGCAAAAAAGAGAAGUUAUGGUUAAGAUGUAACAAUAAGCAUUUAAAAGUUCAGCUUAAGACUGACUAUAUAAGGUCUAGGAGCUUUUUUGAUAGAGCGGUACAAAAGGCCAAAAGACAUUACUGGUUUUCUACACAGUCUAGAUUAUCUAACUUAGCUUCUGAUAAUGAUGUAGAGUUUUGGAAGACUAUUGGAACUUGUGGUGUUGGCCAGGAACGUAAGAAGGGUAUUCCUCUUGAAGUUGUGUUAGACAAUGGGACAGUUUCUUCAAAAUUGGAGGAUGUGUUGUUGAGAUGGAAGAAUGACUUUGCAAAUCUUUUGAAUCAAUCUGUUAAUUCAAAUGUCGGCCAGCAUACAAGUAGUUUUGAUAAUGUGUACCAUGAGGAGUUGGAUAGACCUUUUUCAGUUUUUGAGGUGAAAGCAGCUAUUGACCGAGCCAAGUUGAAUAAAGCGACGGGCAUUGACCAAAUUCCUAAUGAAGUUCUUAAGAAUGACAUGUCUGUCUCCUUUUUGCAUUCUCUAUUCUGUGUAUGUUAUGAAACUGGUAUGGUCCCUUCAAUGUGGGGUAAGAAUAUCAUAAACCCUAUCCCUAAGUCGAGCACUGCUGAUAAGAGAGAUCCUUUACAAUAUCGUGGUAUUAGUUUGGCUUGUACUAUGUAUAAAUUGUAUGCAAGUAUUUUGAACCAUAGGCUGUCAAGCUGGUCAGAACUUAAUGAUAAAAUAGAGGAUGAACAGAACGGCUUUCGCAAAAAGCGCAGCACUUUAGAUCAUAUCUCUGCACUGACCAAUAUUAUAGAUGUUCGCAAGAAGUUACAUAAAUCUACGUUUUGUUCAUUUAUUGAUUUUAGACGUGCGUACGACGGUAUUGAGCGGAAUUUACUCUGGCAGAGGUUGAAUAGUAUAGGUGUCCCAACAAAAAUGUUAGAUGCAAUCAAAGCCUUGUAUGCGUCGGUCUCCUCUUGUGUUCGUAUAAAUAGCCAUUAUACUGAUUGGUUUGCAGUUACCACUGGUUUACGGCAAGGUUGUUCGUUGUCACCGUUGCUGUUUAAUCUCUUCCUUAAUGACUUAUCUGUGCAGAUUAAGGCGGUUGGUAAAGGUGUUUUGAUUGAAGACGAGCUAGUUUGUAUAUUGUGCUAUGCAGAUGACCUUGUGUUGAUUGCGGAAAACGAGCAAGAUUUGCAAUGCAUGUUAGAUGUAUUAAGCCAAUGGUGUACCUCGAAUAGUAUGGUGGUCAAUGCAAAUAAAAGUAACAUUGUGCAUUUCAGGCCAAACUCUGUGCCCAGAUCUGAAUUCAACUUCAAAUGUGGUGUUCAUGGAUUAACUUAUGUUGACAAAUACUCCUAUUUAGGUUUAUUACUAUCAGAACAUUUGGACUUUAGUAUUUCUGCCAAAUCUGUUGCACAGAGUGCUAGUAGAGCACUUGGCUUACUUAUUGCUAGAUAUAAAAGUAUGGGUGGUAUGUCAUUUGCAGUUUAUAGCAAGAUGUACAAUUCUACAGUGUGGCCAGUUAUCUCAUAUGCAUCAGCUAUAUGGGGCAUACGGACAUAUGCAUGUAUAAAUGCUGUUGAAAAUAGGGCCCUACGUUUCUUUAUGGGUGUUGGUAAAUAUACUCCAUCAGCUGCAUUAGCCGGUGAUAUGGGAUGGCAACCACCUCUAGUUAAACAGUACAAACAUGUUUGUAAUUUGUGGCAUAGAUUUGGUAGUAUGAAUAUGAACCGGGUCAAUAGGAAGGUUUUUCAGUGGACUGUUAAUACUGCUGGAGUUAAGUGUAAGAACUGGGUGUUCAGUGUGAAAAUGAUGUUUAAAGAUUUGAAUCUUGAAGAAUUCUGUAUUUAUCCAGCUACUGUGUCUAAACAAACUUUUAGUGACAAGGUUGAUAGUGCUAUGUUCUGUAAGUUUAAAAGUGAUUGGAAAGAUACUGUAUUACAACCAAAUGCAAUAAGAGGGAAUGGCAGAAACAAGCUAAGAACCUAUUGUCAAUUCAAGAAUGAAUAUUGUACAGAAGAGUAUUGUAAGAUGAUAUUACCAUAUAGACAUCGUUCUGCUUUUGCUAAAUUUAGAUGUGGGGUAGCCCCAAUUAUGUUGGAAAUUGGGCGUUAUGCUAAUGUGCCUGUUGAAAAUAGAUUCUGCCCUAAUUGUACAACUUGUGUUGAAUCAGAAACUCAUGUUAUGCUAUACUGUCCACUUUAUUCUGAUAUCAGGACCUCUCUUUUUGAAAAAUGUCAUACCAUUACUGAUUUUAACUCUAUGUCAGAUAUAGAAAAGAUGGUAGUUUUAUUCUCCAACAAAUUAUUGAUAAGAGAUACUGCCAAAGCCUGCUACAAUAUUUUAAUGACCAGAAAUGCUUAUUUGUAUAGAUAGGUUACACAUUCUAUAUGGCAUUUUAGUUUUUAGAUUUUAUCAAUUAUUUGUAGAUAACAUAAACAAACUACAUUUUUGUACAAUAAGGGAAUAGGACCUUUGAUUGUUGCUUUAAAUUAUUCCAACAUGACACUCUGGAAGUAAAUAUCUUAACUAAUACUUUUAAAUUCUACACACAGGUUUCAUGAGAUUAUUUUUAUAUUGAAACUAUCAAAGGUCUCAAUAUUCCACUUAUGCAAUAUUGUUUUAUUGUUUUAUAAUCCAUGUUUUAUAAUUUUAACAUAUUUGGUUAACUUUUAACUGAUGCAUAGUAAUUGUGUUCUUGACUACUGUUAUGUCUCUUAUAAAUCCAUUAUAUGAUUGGCACUGUAAUUGAUAUGAAUACUUUUAUUGUUGUAUAUACUUGUACAGUGAUGAGACAGAAAUAAAGAUAGAAAUAUGUAUUUUUAUCCCCUGAUAAUUACUAAUUAGUCUAUCGGUUUCAUGGAGGGGAAAUUUAAGUUCAUACCCGCCCCGCAAACCUGUUCGUCUUUUUUUCUGUCCGCCUGUGUGUCUGUCAUGCGACUUUAAAAAAUACGUGAGCUUAGUUUACAAAUAUUGGUAUGUGAAUAGACGGCCAUAUGAGGAAAAUGCACAUUAUUUCAGUUUUUUCGUCAGAAUAAAAUAGUUGUUACUAUGUUUAUAGAAAAAGUAAAUCGGGAAUAUGCUCCUUAUUUCAGUCUUUUUUUCAUAGAAAAUUGUAAUUGCUAAGGAUACGGAAAUAAUGCAAAAGUAAAAUAUUGAUCAUGCGAUAACUAAAAACGUGCUUUAGCUGGGUUGAAGCAACUUGGUAUGUGGAUAGAGGGCCACAUUGGAAAAAUCGCUCAUAUUUCAGUGUGAUCCUUAGUCGCAAGUUGUGGUUGCUAUAGUAACAUAGUAACAUAAAUAAUUGAAAACUAAUAUCUUGAUGUUGUCAUAACUCGUACAGUUCUUAAGCUACGUUGAUGAAACUUGGUACGUGGUCAUAUGGGAAAUAUGAACGGUAUUUGAGAUCCGUCCGUUGAUCUGUCCGUCCAAAUUCAUCCUGCGAUUACUCGAAAGGUACUUAGCUAUGUUGAUGAGACUCAGUUGUUAGUAGAGGAUUAUAUGGUUAAUAUGCAUGUUUUUUAAGUUUAUUUCGUAAGGCAAAAUUGUGUUUGCUAUAGUAAUAGAAAUAACUGAGAACUAAAAACUAGAUCCUGUGUCAAUUCAACAAGUUCUAAGGCUAGGUUGAUGAAAACGGGUUUGUGGAAACAAGGUCACAUGGUGAUAAUGGACAUUAUUAAAGUUUAUUUGUUCUCAUACCAAACCUGUGGUUAAACAUUUAUUAAAAACUUAAAUCUGGAACCUGCCAUUACAACAAGUAUUAAAGCUUGGUUGUAGGAACGAAUUGGGAUCCCGUUCCUGAUAAUAAACCAUCCGAUUGGGGACGGCAUUGAAGAUUGUUACAAACCUCAUGUAUGAAUAAGUAUUGUACAAGGCAAUCUUACACAUAAAUAUGCAAUUUUAUAAAUUCAUGUAAUAGGAGGCAAUUUGUUAAAAGCCAAGUAUAACAGCGACUUAAAUACACGUGAGAGCUAUACCCAUAUAUAUUAUAAAUGAAGAUACAAUCGGAAAAUGACACAGAUAACGAAGAUAAAAUGUAACUGUAUUAAAGGUUGAUAACUGCACAUAACCUUCUUAUGAUAAAACAUGUGUUGUACAUUCAAUCCGCUUUGGUAUUACACACGUUUUAAACGUCAUUUGUAUAUUUUCCAUGAUGCAGUUUUAGAACACGCGUGUGUUCAGUAGAUCGAUCUUUUUGAGUGUGUGUAUCUUAAUUACCUAUACAGAACUUUAAGAAAGGAUUCUUAAUAGAAGUGCUUCUUUUAAUUUAAAUAUACAGUGGUCUUUUAAAAAUAUUUUUUUAGGUACGGGGUAAUAAAGUUUUUCAAAAUAAACGUUCAUCAUAAAUUAUAACUUCAAAACGGAUAAAUCACCUUAAAUGGUAUAUCCUUUGUGUAUAUCUUAUAGAUAUCUAUUAUCAUAAUAAAAUUUGGUGGUUUCAAACAUGUUUAUGUAGAAGGCACUUAUGUGUGAUAUAUGAUUGCGUUCAGAUAGCAAAUUUGAACCAGUACUUAGUGUCUAUAGGGAAGAUCUAAAGAACGCUUUCACAGUGGGGAUCGAACCCGUGACCUCCUGGUUGCUAGGCGGACACCAUAUCCUUUACGCCACAGCUACCUCAGUGUUUGGGGUAACGGUACAGUUUGUCAAGACACCAAACGCAAAGCCUAUCCCAAGGCAAUGCCCAAUUUGCGUGGUAAAAGGCAACACGACUGUGUACCUCCGGGUAACAGACCACGUUCGCUGGGUGCAAGCGCUGACGGCAGACCCCAUGAAGCCGUUGAUGUCAGAGGCACGUGCUAAGACCGGUCCGAAAGUGAAGAAGACAAAGCCGAGGAAUUACUACUCUUGCUGGCUGUGCGACCGGUCGGUGAUUGACCGGCUGCGUCAUCUAGAACAGGAGCACAAAAUGGAGGCUGGGACAUUCAAUUUUGUUUACACAAGAGGGCCGUUUCCGGAAAGUCGCGAAAACUUCAGGAAAGGUGACCAGCAGACUCGCCACUCAUGAUGACUCGGCAUAGGAGGAUGAGAAGGUGGAGGAUGAGGAGGAGGAGGAAGAGGACUUUUCAUUCCUAAUGCGGAAAUACUGCCUGAGCCUGGAACCCAAUGCAAGGGUGAUGCAUGGUCGGAGAAGCUGCAAUUUCAAUCGUUGACUCAUAUGUAGACUACUGUAGUCUACAUGUUCCUGCGGAGCAGGCCAGGUGGGUUGGCAAACGAGUCGAAAACACAAGAGGUCAACAUGAAGAUCAACCGGUUCCUGGCCCUGUCUGGCUACUUGGAAGGAGUGGUGUUGAGUGACAUGCUGUUGUGGAUGGGCCAUAUGGAGGUCCACGACAGUUCCUCAACACCACUCACCAGCUGAAGACGGUGCGGAAUGCACUAACGGCAAUCAAGAACUUCCUAAAGUGGUGCGAGGGAAUGGUCUAGCGGACGCCCGCACAUUGAACAAUGCUUCCUGACCUCAACCUGCCUGGAUAAGAGCCGUCGCGAGGUUGUUCGGAGGGUAGAGGAGAGUGCGGCCAUCCUGACGGACGCAAACCUGGAGCGCCACUUCACUGAGAGUGAGCAUGUAGUGAAAACGAUCAAGGUGAUCCAGGAGCCCCCAGCUGGCACACCUGACAGAUAUUCGGGGAAUAAUCAUUAAACUGAUAGCGCUCUAUAACGCCUCCUGAACUGGCAAGUAUACAAACCUGAGGGUAGGUGUACCUAGAGAUUGAGCUGGAGACAGUGAAGGUGCUGACCUCUGUGUGGAACACUUAGAAGCUGGCAAGUUUUCAUAUUGAAGGGUAUGGUUCCCAACCGCCCAUCACACACAGAAUGUAGCUUGUCGUCUUCCGCAGUAAAAACUGGGUGCUGGAAGAUGCUUACUGCUAUAUUGACUGCUUCCGAGCGCUUCCUGGACCUAAAAAUUAUCUCCCAGCAGCAACCUCCCCAAGGUGUGACGAGAGUCUUCAAGUGUUCCAGACGGCUGGUGAUGCAUUUCAAGAAAAGCCAUCAGAAUCUUGCAAUGAUCUGUAUACUUAAUAAAUGACAAAACAACAA